AUGAAGGCGGCCUGUCGUGAUCAGCAAGAUGUUGUUCGCCUUCUCCUCGACAAAGGGGUGCAUAUCGAGGAGUGCAAUAACGAGGGAUGGACUGCACUUCACUUCGCGGCUCGGGAGGGGUGUAUUCAUACUGCGCGCCUGCUCCUCGAGCGCGGUGCCAAUGUCAACGCGCUCAACAGCUUGCACCGCACGCCCCUUCAUCUCGCUGCGCAGUGUGAGAACCAUAAUACCGCGGUCAUCAGGCUCCUCGUCGACCGGGACGCCGCGCUCGAAGCCCGUGACAACGAUGGGCGAUCUCCUCUGUUACUGGCCAUCUACUACGGCGGCACAUACCAUACCAUCAACCUACUACUGAGCUUAGGUGGCAACCCGCGAGCACGCGCAGAUGACGGGACGAUCCUUCGGGAUGUAGGCGGACACCCGGAAGUGGGGGACGCUGAAAGAAAUACUCAGAGUCAAAGGAAUGCGCGCAUCCGAGAGUUGCUCAGGCAAGCGGGAUGCCCCGUGGAGACAGGCAAGGUUCCGAAGCAUUCGUGCGGGAGCACCAGGACGAAGACGAUCGGGGGUUUGAGGCAAGUCUGACAACGUUCUGUUGAC
Molecule: messenger RNA, 597 nt
Organism: Schizophyllum commune H4-8
Lineage: Eukaryota; Fungi; Basidiomycota; Agaricomycetes; Agaricales; Schizophyllaceae
Product: ankyrin
Exons: 1
Coding region: 1-582 (193 amino acids)
Molecular function (GO): protein binding
Source: RefSeq, a predicted model, not a curated record